Messenger RNA from Lachancea thermotolerans CBS 6340, 633 nucleotides. RefSeq names its product Rcn1p (gene RCN1). The transcript has a single exon. Lineage: Eukaryota; Fungi; Ascomycota; Saccharomycetes; Saccharomycetales; Saccharomycetaceae. The record is from RefSeq and is a predicted model, not a curated record. Gene Ontology annotation, molecular function: calcium-dependent protein serine/threonine phosphatase regulator activity. Gene Ontology annotation, biological process: calcium-mediated signaling. Gene Ontology annotation, cellular component: cytoplasm; nucleus. The coding region runs from base 1 to 633 and encodes 210 amino acids.
AUGGCCACCAAUACGCUGAUUAUUACGUCGGACAAAAAAGAUGUCACCCAGGGCGAAACCGCGGACCAGGUUCGCAAGUUUUUAGAAUCACAGGUGCUGACCCGCUACAGCGUUACACGAGCCGAUGCAAUGCAGCUCGUGGCUCUCCCAUCACUACAAAGAUUGAUCCUGGUGUGUCCGAGUGUAGAGAUAGCACAAGAGGCCAUGACGGCCAAGGCGCGUCACCCAGAUCUAGAAUCGCUGCAAUUUCGUUUCUCGGUCGCAGACACCACGCUUGAUUCGCGCAAGCAGUAUCUGAAGCUGCCUCCAAAGCAGUCCAUGUUCUUGGUGUCUCCGCCCACAUCGCCCCCACCUGAAUUUGACUACUCACGCCUGGAGGAGACACCCAACCGUGAAAAGGGACUUGCUCCUGUAAGUCACCAUUCUCAAACAUCUGCGGCCCAGCCGGCUGAACAAGCGCUCCUGAGCACAGGCCAUUACGUUCUAUUGGAAACUCCACGGGCAUCUAUUACAUUGGACUGCUGUACCAGAGAUACAGAUGCGGGCGACGAGCCGGCAACUGAUCACGUGAGUGUAUCUGGAGUUCGCACAGGCAUGCCCCCACGUUCCAUAUUUGAUGAUGUAGAGGACUGA